AUGGGAAAUUGCUGUGGAUAAUCUACAAUAUUGGAGUGUCACUAAUUAUAAAUAGUUACUAAAGAUUAAAUGGAAGCAGAAUAAGCAAACAAAGCUGCAAUCAAAAUUUAAAGUAAUGUUAAUUAAUUAUUGUCUUAAGGUUUUGUUCGAGGAUAUUUGAUUAGAAAAAAACAUAAGAAUCAUAAAUAUAGUAGUGUUGCAAUAACAGCUACAUAUGAAUAUACCUAAUCAAACAAAUAAAGCAGAUAAGAAAUUUAAUUAGGUGAUCUAAAAAAGUUAAACUCUAUUUCAAAAGAAACAAACAUACUAUAAAAUGUAAAAUCAAUAGAGAAGAUACCAGAAAGUCUUGAUAAUUUAACAAAAUCAGUAUAGUUAUUCUUUAAAUUUGAUUUCUUUUUUAGUUAAGAAAAGGCCUACCCGACUUUAUUUAUGAUGUUUACGAAUAGGAACCAGAUUUAAUAAUGAAAGGACCUAUGCAAGAUGAAUACGAUCAUAUUUAUAUAGGUUAAUGGAAGGAUAAGUAUAACCCUUGGCUAUUUUAGUGAAAAGUGGGGUAAAGGAAUAUAGUACUGGUCAGAUGGGUCAUAUUAUGAAGGUUAUUGGAAGAAUAAUAAAUAAAAUGGAAGGGGAAGAUUGAUACAUGUAGAAGGAGAUGUUUAUGAAGGAGAUUGGAAAGAUGAUAAAGCUCACGGUUAUGUAAUUAUUUCCAUUAUUUCUUUAGGGUAAGUUAACUACUUCAAAUGGUGGAUAUUAUAUAGGUGAAUGGUUUAAUGAUAAAUAAAAUGGUUAAGGAAAAGAACAUUGGCCAGAUGGAGCUAAUUUUGAAGGAAAUUAUGUUGACGGCAUCAAAUUUGGUUAAGGUGUUUAUACAGUUGCAAAUGGAUCUCAAUAUAUUGGAGAGUUUGCAGAUAAUUGUUUUAAUGGUUAUGGAAUAUAUAAAUCCUCUGAUGGCACUAAAUAUAUAGGAUAUUGGAAAUAAAAUAAAAUGCAUGGAUAGGGAGUAAUAUAUUUAAAUUUAAAUAAAGGAAUUCUAUUGGAAUGAUGGUGCUAAAUAUUUUGGAGAGUUUCUUAAUGAUUAAAGAGAUGGCUAUGGUACUUUUUAUUAUAGUGAUGGAAGAGUAAAUAUUCAUAAUAUUAUUUUUAGAUAUAUAAAGGAUAAUGGAAAAAUGGUAAAAGACAUGGAAAUGGUACAUAUAUAGGCAAAAAUAAAAUGGAAAAGUAAGGUAAAUGGUAAAAUGGUAACUUUGUUGUUUGGGAAAAGCAAUUAACAAACUCAUCUGUAGGUGAUGAUUCUUUAUUUCAUUGA
This is a messenger RNA of Paramecium sonneborni, 1306 nucleotides long. NCBI's taxonomy places the organism in Eukaryota, Ciliophora, Oligohymenophorea, Peniculida, Parameciidae. The record is from the annotation of a GenBank genome assembly.